CACUCGCAGAGUCCUGUGGGCACGUUGGUUGUUGAUGAUGUGGGCACGCUUGGCGACCCGUGGUGGUGGAUUGUGUGCAUUGUGUGGCGGCGGCGGUGGUGGUUCAGUGCGGUGGGCAAGGAGUCGCAGUACACUGUGGAACACAGGUCAUGUUGCAAGGGCGCAUAGCGUGCUUGCGCCCGCUGCAACUGCAGUAACGGGAACGGCAGCACCAGUGACAGAAGUAGCACCAACAACAGCACCACCAAAAACAACAACAACACCAACAACAUGCACAGCAGCAGCAUCAUCAAAAACAACAACAACACCAACAGCAUGCACAGCAGCAGCAUCAUCAACAGCAACAGCAGCACCAACAACAACAGCAGCAGUUGCACCAGUAACAACGACGGCAACAGCACCAGUAGCAACAGUAGGAACAUGCACGACAGGUGCGAUGAUGACACGAAUGAUGGCGUCGAUUCGACAUCUGCAUAGGAGCAGCGCUGCGUGGCGGACUUCCACGUAUUCCUCCGCUUCCGUGGGCUCAGCGGCUUCGACAGCGACAGUUGCAGCGGCGCUGACGGAGAGCGAGCGCGCCGACAUUCGCCGCAUCCUGAGCAAGGACGCGCGGGUGCUCACGCUGUCUGGCGAUCACGGAGACAGCGAAAGCACUUCUCAGCCAAAGCUGGUCAGCAAACACCCGAUGCUGGGAGACAUCCAUCGUGCAACAAAGGAUCUGGACGUGGAUAUGGCGUCUGUGCUGCUGCAGAAAUCGGUUGCGCUUGCAGACCAAGGCAUUCUGCUGCCAGACACCAGCUUCCACUCCCUCCUCUACAUCUUUGCAACAGCGAACCUGCCCCUCAAAGCCUUCCAGACGUACGAGAUGCUGCUCUCUGUGGGCUACCAGCCAUCGGAGAACGUGCUCUCCAAGCUGGUGGCACUCUGCGCGUCCAACAACGACUUGGACUUGGCGCAGGACGUCAUCAACACCAUGCGUCGCUUCAAUAUUGUCCCGCACUACCGCACCUUCUGGAAGCUGAUCGAAACACGAGCGCGCGUGGACGCAACGGUCGCCAUUGAGGAGGUCUCGCGCGUCAUGGACGAGCUGCGCAUGCCAUAUCCGGGUCACUCUGCAUAUGAGAGCAUGAACGAUGUGCUGGCGGUUGUGGUCGAGUGCGCGGUGCAGCAGCUGUGCGGAGACGAACGUGUUCAGCAAUUGGCCGUGUUGUUUCGCCUCUUCGAGACAUCAAAUCAACCGCUUGGGGAGCGGCUGUGCGCGGCCAUUCUGGAGCACGUUGGGCGAAGCGACGAGUGGGAUGUGGCGCCCACCACCAUCGAGCAGCACACGGGUCGAUGUAUGUCAUGCGCAGAUGCCCUCAGACCCAUCGCCCUCAGCGACGACGACCUUUCGCAACUGAGCGGCGCCGUGACGCAAUAUCUCCAGCACGAGCGCGUACCGGACACGGAGGUCGCAAGCCUCAAACAAAUGAUCGAAAACCUCGGUGACGUCGAGAUUUUCAUUGAUGGGCUGAACGUCGGCCACUUUGGCGUGAAGGCGUUUCAACUCGACCUCGUUCUCGCUGUCGCCCACCAGCUCAAGGCUGCCGGUUAUUCGUACGUUGUAGUUCUGCGACGCCACGCCAUCAAGCGCACAAAUCGUUGGCAACAAGCAAGAAUAGACGAGCUGCAGGACGAAGGUCGCCUCCUGCUGCUGGCGGACAAAUUGUCCGAUGACAUUCGAUUCAUCUGUGCGGCCGUCCAAUUGCGGCCGCAUUCAUACGUGCUGACGAACGACAUGUUCCGCGACCACAUGUACCGCGUAUCAAAGAUACCCGGUGGACAUCUGUUUGACCGGUGGCGGCGCGGGCACUGCAUCAGCUACGAUAUGGUGUACAAACGAGGCAGCCGACAGCCCACCAUCAACCUCAUGUGGCCGCCAAAGCAUGACAACGUCGCACAGCCAACCGAGACUGCAUGGCACUUGCCCUGUGUCGACAACACCUGGCUGUGCUGCGCAUAUGCAGACCAGCUCGUCGGGUGACGGCACAGACAUGGUGUGGAGUAGCAAAUGGACAGGAGGAGGUGCAUGUGAUCAUGCAUUUGUGCGUGCAUGCGUGUGUGCGUGCAUAUGGGAAUGUGCACGAAUGCAAGUGUUGUGGAAGCUUCUGUGCUUUGUCCAGGUAUGGUCGUGUAUUAAAGCGCGUUAGAGGCA
Molecule: messenger RNA, 2194 nt
Organism: Salpingoeca rosetta
Lineage: Eukaryota; Choanoflagellata; Craspedida; Salpingoecidae
Exons: 11
Coding region: 35-2023 (662 amino acids)
Biological process (GO): tRNA 5'-leader removal; mitochondrial tRNA 5'-end processing
Cellular component (GO): mitochondrial ribonuclease P complex
Molecular function (GO): protein binding; ribonuclease P activity
Source: RefSeq, a predicted model, not a curated record